AUGUGGGAUUAUUAUUCCGAAAAGUCUAUUCUCAUUACGGGAGCCUCUGGGUUCCUGGGAACUGCAAUCACUCAUCGGCUAGCUUCAAAAGCGUGUCCCAAGCGCAUGUAUAUACUGUGUCGGGGAGGGAAAAGCCAACUGAUUAAGAAAUGGCGGAGAAAUCUGCCCAAGGAUUUUGACUGGUUGCUCAACCUAGAGUCUAUAACGGUGCUAGAUGGAGACAUCAUGAAAGCCGGCCUUGGACUCCCACGGGAGAUCAUCUCUGAGCUGCAAAAGGAGGUGAAUAUUAUCAUCCAUGCGGCCUCUACAAUCAACCUGACCUAUUCACUUGAACGGGUGUUUGAACAUAUCGUCAUCCCAAGCGAAUCGUUAGCUCAGAUGGCUCUGGACUUUACCAACCUAGAUCGAUUUGUCUAUGUAUCCACGGCCUUCGCCAAUACACAUCUUUACAAGGUUUCCAACAAGGCUGAAACAGUGAUAAACGAAGACAUCUACCCACUCCUGGGUGAAGGAAAAUUGUUGGAUGACAGCCUUCUCAGUGCCCAAGAUGCCCGUGACCAAAUCAAGAAGACGGGCUUCUCGGCUGAAUUUGAACUCCAUGACUUUCCCUGGCCAUAUGCGUAUGGAAAGCACCUCGCAGAACGAUUGAUCCUGAAUCUCUUCAUAGACAAAGGAUGGGCAUCCAAGGUGCUAAUAAUCCGCCCUUCUGUGAUAGGACCGGCGGAGAGAUAUCCAUACCCGGGCUAUAGUGUUCCCUUCUCAACGCCAUCAACAGCUCUCGCAGCUGCGAUUAUUGCGUCCCCUGUCUUUAGUGUCACAGUGCCUACACGGUGUUCACGACCAGCAAUCGAGGCUACCAUUGAUGAGGUUCCAGUGGAUGUUGUUGUUGAUCGAAUGGUAGCCCACGUCGCCUUGAAUACCACCGGUUGCGUUCAAGCCGUGGGAGGCGAACGUGGCCGUGUUACCUUCGAAGACUUCUGGGGCGCCGCAAUGAAGCUAAGAAGACUACCAUGGGAGCCGCGCAUAGUUUGGUCAUCAACUGUUGAUUGGCAUUCACCAGACUUACAUCCUGUGCUACGACUGUAUGUUAUUCUCGGCACUGCCUUUCUCUUUAGAGAGGAGAAGACCGAUAAACUUUGGGAGAGACUUUCUUCGGAUGAACGAGAAGAUGUGAUAUUGUUCAGGAAUACCGCAGGGAAGUCAUACGAGCUGAUAUCAAGGCGAGAGCACAUUCGCCUCCUCCUGAGACUGUUUGCAAGGCGAACUAUCUUUCCAGCGUGGUUAUUGGUCUAUUUGUGUCGUUGAGCAAAGUAUCCUCAUUUCUUACUCCAUGAUCUUGACUUGUUGUGUUUUACGAAAAGAAGUAC
Messenger RNA from Aspergillus nomiae NRRL 13137, 1367 nucleotides. Its product is annotated as putative epimerase/dehydratase family protein. The transcript has 2 exons. Lineage: Eukaryota; Fungi; Ascomycota; Eurotiomycetes; Eurotiales; Aspergillaceae. Gene Ontology annotation, molecular function: alcohol-forming very long-chain fatty acyl-CoA reductase (NADP+) activity. The coding region runs from base 1 to 1305 and encodes 434 amino acids. Gene Ontology annotation, cellular component: peroxisome. The record is from RefSeq and is a predicted model, not a curated record. Gene Ontology annotation, biological process: long-chain fatty-acyl-CoA metabolic process.